GGAAAAGAGAGAAAGAGAGAGCCAGAGAAAAGAAAGAGUGAGGGAGAGGGGUGUUUCUAACUGGGAACAGAGCUUGCACUGUUCCACAUUACACACACACAGACACACACACAGUGAGAAGGAGAAAGGGAGAGAAAAGGGGAUAAAAUCCCAGGCACUUUCUUUUUCUGCUUGUUUAGCUGGGUGCAUGGAGCCUUUGGGUCUGCAAAAUGAAACUCUCAUGUGUUCUGAUAGUUCUCCUGACUAGGGCCUUCGUUGAAGAGUUGGCCGAAGCUCUGAACGUGACAGUGACCCCUGGGCCAGUCAGUAUGUGUUUGGAGGGAGAGAAUAUCACCGUGUCCUGCCUGGUGUCUCAGAGGAAGAGGAGCAGCAGCGUACUUGUGCUGCGCUGGAUCUACUUUCCCACACCGGAGGAUGAGCACUUGGUGGUGAAGAUGAACUUUAAGAAGGCAAAAUACUAUGGAAACUACAGCAGAAGCUUUGGCCAGCCCAAAUUCUACCUGUCGGAGGAGGAGGAGGGGCAGAUCUACAGUCUGCUGAUCCUGAACGUGACCAGAGAGGACAGAGGCAACUACACCUGUAAAGUGCAGGAGAUACGCAAACACAGAAACAAGUGGAGAUCCUCUUCAAAUGGCACAGGGACUAUGGAGUUACGAGUGCACUACAUAGCAGCCUCUGAGAGCACUGAUGAUAUUUGGCGCUUGUUUCAAGAUUUGUAUCUGUGUGCAGUGUUAAUCUGCUCUGUUGGUCUCCUUUGUUUGCUUCUCUUUGCUGUGGUAAUCACAUGCCAGCACAUACAGCACAAACAAAGACUAAAAGAAAGUUACCCUUUGGUGAAGUGCUCUGAGAGCAGUUCAGGGGAGACAGUAACCAGCGUGGCUAGCUCCUCGCCUGGAAUGCACAGAAAAGAGAAGAGACACAAAGCAUCACCCAAAAAUGUCACUGUGCCACCUCCAGAAAUACCAGUGAAAGCUCCUGUUCCAAGCAAGCCACGCAGAACCAAACUUUUAAAAGCCCAGCCUCGAAGAACUUACGUGCCGAGGGUGGCAGAUGACAGCUUGACAUAUGCUGAGCUGGAGCUGGUCAAACCAGUGCCUGAGGCUAAAGCCAGCAGCUCAGGAACUGCACAGCUGGAACCCAAAGCAAACUGCACAGGAACUGUAUACGCACAGAUCCUCUUUGUGGAAAAGCAAGUGUAAAUUCAACUGAGACUGUUUUGAGACAGAAUUAUUUAUGAGUCCUCUUUUGCUAUUGUGUAUAUAUUUAACUGAUGUUUUCUUAUGUCUAGUAUGGAGGUACUAGUUGAAGCAUCUGGCAGAUGUUUUCCUGUUCUUUUAUACUUUGGUACACCCAUCACUGUGUGCCUGUGAACUGAUGACAUAUUUUAUCUCAUGAUAUGUGACAUAUAUGGCAUAUUUAUUGUUUAUGAAAAAUAUAUACCAUGAGUUCAUAGGCAUUGUAGUGAAUGUGUCCAACCAUCUGAUAAAUGUGUUUUUUCCAUUAUUUUAAAUUUUCUGUUUGGGCACAUUCACCAUAGCCUUUUUUUCCCAAAAGGAAUAAAUAUUACAUUAUGGUUGGAUUUAAUCUAGCACAUGUAUUUAAUUCUGAUUACAUAAUUUUGUAAAAUAUGUAAUUUUGUUAUAAUAAAUUUUUCCAGGUGUUGCA
Pygocentrus nattereri (red-bellied piranha) is the source of this 1665-nucleotide messenger RNA. It is a transcript of the gene vstm4a, whose product is annotated as V-set and transmembrane domain containing 4a. The transcript is spliced from 8 exons. The record is from RefSeq and is a predicted model, not a curated record. The coding region runs from base 210 to 1199 and encodes 329 amino acids. NCBI's taxonomy places the organism in Eukaryota, Metazoa, Chordata, Actinopteri, Characiformes, Serrasalmidae.